AGAUGUCAAUUGACAUGACUUCACGGUGGGCACAUGGAUGACAUCAUUUCAAGAAAUCAUUCAUCAUUAGGGUCCUGCUUCAACUCAACAACAUAUUUCUACGAUUUCACAUUAAACCAUUCUUGCUUUAUUCUUCACAUACUUCACGUUUAAUCUCCAAGUUUUCAGCUUCGAGAUAUCCAAAACAUACCACCUGAAACCGCCACAAAACCAACACGUCCUGUACUAAAACACGCAAAAUGUCUUUCACAGCCAACUCACGUGCCCCUCAACUUCACCCCUCAGAGGCUCCUCAAGAGCCAACAGGCCCUAUAGCAUCCGACUCCCUUGCUGCCGAGUCACUCAAGAACCAGGGUGGCUUUGCUGAGAACGAGAACGCAACUGCAUCCCGCCAACCUGGCGCGUCCUCAACCUGGAACACCACCGACACCUCAGGCGCCAAAGUCCUGCCCCCUGCAGAAGAUGGCACUACUCGUGAGAAAGCUACUGCCCUAGGGCUGGGAGCUGACCAGAAGGGAGUUACUGGUGUGAAAUACGAGCCGGCGGGCAAGGGCGACUUCGAUGGUGCACACACGACUCAAGGUUACUCUGGCGGGCCCAAUAGCAGCAGCAUUGGCGGCGAACAGAAUGCCAGACCGGCUGGAGCCUCAGACUUCGGUGCAACAACCGCGACAGGCGACCAGUCUGGCCCAGACCCUAACAUUCGCUCCGGUGGUGAUGUUACGAAGCAGGAUCGAGAAGAUGCACAGAACGCUUCUACCUCGGGCUCGACCUCGGGCGUCAGUGCCGGAGUACGACCACACGUCGAUGCAGCACCUGGCUACACCAGCACAGUGACUGGUGCAGCGGCACCACCCGGCACGUACAAGCCUAAGGGCGACAAUCUCGAAGACGCCGAUCUUACAGAGUCCAUCCCCAAGACAAAAACUUUCACCGGCAAUGUCGGUGGCGAGAAAGAUCCAGGAAGACUGGCUGAGCAGAAUUUCGAGGCCAGAAAUACCGGCCCUGUUGAGCAGUCCAGCGGCGGUGGUGGUGAGAGUGCCGUGGGCGAGGUAGGCGGAUCCUUUGGUGCGUUGGAGAGUGAGCGUGCACCAUAAGUCUAUGAUAACAAUGAACAACGGCAACGACAACGACAAUCACAGCAUUCGAGGCAUUCCAAAAAUGGUGCAGAAAAGAUUUCAAGGGCAUACUUCAGGAGCCCAAGGAGCAUGUGAUGAUGACAAUGGUUCAUGGCCUCUGAAGGCGUUUCCAUGAACAU
This is a messenger RNA of Exophiala viscosa, 1258 nucleotides long. RefSeq lists its product as uncharacterized. The record is from RefSeq and is a predicted model, not a curated record. NCBI's taxonomy places the organism in Eukaryota, Fungi, Ascomycota, Eurotiomycetes, Chaetothyriales, Herpotrichiellaceae. The coding region runs from base 240 to 1097 and encodes 285 amino acids. The transcript has a single exon.